Molecule: messenger RNA, 1494 nt
Organism: Angiostrongylus costaricensis
Lineage: Eukaryota; Metazoa; Nematoda; Chromadorea; Rhabditida; Metastrongylidae
Source: the annotation of a GenBank genome assembly
AUGAAUGAAUUUCGUGUGCAAUACAGAUCAGAUGAUUUGCCUGAAGUGGUGCCUCAAGAACCAUACUGGAAAAAAGUUCAGGAGGACUUAUUAACCCUUCUAAAACGCGACUCUAGCAUCUCCAUGGAUUUGGAAGAGUCAAACAUUCUUAUGUACGCUUUGGAACUUUCAUUAUGUGUGAUAGAGGAGUCUCGAUGGCUUAAUGAAAUAUCGAAAGAUCCAGAAUUAUCCCGUCUAGUUCAUGAGAUAGACCUGAAAUUUCCUCUUGCCAUGAACAGUAGUACACUUGCUAACAGUGUCCCAGCUAGUGUUGAUGAGUUAGAGAACCGUAGUGCUGGUCAGCCGGACGUUCCUUGUUUCGACCUAGCAGAUGCUGUCAAUACAAAGCCGACAUUCUUCUUCAACAAAAAAAGGGCAGCGCGCCGAUCUUUGAUUGCUAAAGGAGCCGAUGCUGAUCGGUCUUCGAGAAGUCCGGAGCACGUUUGGAAGAAAACAAUUCUGCCUAUAUUGGAAAGCUUCGUAGAGGCGGAGCCUCUACGUGAUCCACGAGUUGCCCACUGGAUAGAAGACAUGGUCCAAAAUCAUGACAAGCUAAUGUUGUUUCAAGGAACAUCACACGACAGCAGUGUCGGCAAUUUUGAUGGAAAUCUUACUCGACUUAGCACCAAUUCUGAGUGCGGACCUCUUCGUGAGUCAUGGAUAUUCACGUUGUGGAAACCGGAGAGCGUGAAGGUGCUGCUUGAAGCUCAGAAUUAUCGAUGCAGUGGAUGUGGUAUUCGCAUAUUGCGACUAUUACGGCAAAGUUUUCUGUCAAUGCUGUCACCAGGGUGCGAAAUCUACAAUUCCAGCAAGAAUACUACACACAUGGAAUUUCAAGUCGAAAAAGUACGCGUCCUUAAACAUGUGAUCAUGCUGCGGGAAAAAUUGUCAUAUAUGUGGGAUUUUGUGAAAGAAUGUCCUGAUGCUGAGGAGGCGGUGACAAAAUACGGGAACCUUCGCACAUUGUUCACUUCGCUAGAACACCAUUUGCUUCACUCUCUGGAUUUGUUUUCUCUAUCUGACCUCAUCCGUGUACAUAACAAAGAUAUGACUUCACUACUUGAACCAAUAGUGUACUACGCUAGAUGUCAUAUAGAAGCUUGUGAGGUACGUGUAGUGCACACAACAUCUCCAAAGAGCAUCGAUAAAUCCGGUCAUCUGGUAGAAGCCGAAGUAAGGUAUAAGGAGGCAAAUAUAGAGGAAAUGAAACCCGAAAGAAGUGUGAGCAUAGCUGAACUUUUCUUUGUUAAUAAACAAAUCGACUUAUCAACAUCCAUGGAGUCUUUGGCGAUGGCUCAGUUGAAGCCACGUCCACGACGUCGUUCCCACCGUGAAGGCUACGGAUGGCAACGCUGCCGUUGGAUGCUUUAUGUAACAAUAUGGGUGGCUGCUAUAUUUUCUGGAUUUGUGAGAAUCAAUGGAUUCUUGGAUACACGUAUUAUCAACCUUAUGUGA